Morus notabilis is the source of this 2034-nucleotide messenger RNA. Its product is annotated as probable zinc metalloprotease EGY1, chloroplastic. Gene Ontology annotation, biological process: proteolysis. Lineage: Eukaryota; Viridiplantae; Streptophyta; Magnoliopsida; Rosales; Moraceae. Bases 198 to 1892 code for a protein of 564 amino acids. The record is from RefSeq and is a predicted model, not a curated record. The transcript has 10 exons.
GAGGAUAUAAUGCCGCGACAAAACCAAAACGGACGAGCUCAGAGCUAAGCUGUUUCUCGCGCAUAUUCCAUUUCUUUCUUGGUUUGAAUUGCCUUUUUCUCAAAUGCUUCUCUGAAACAACAAAUUCUUCCAUUCUUACUUUCUCUUCUAAUCCAUCCAUAAAUUCGGAGUUUUUCCAGUUAUUUGUUUCUGAAUCCAUGGCGACGCUCACCGGUUUCCGCUUCACCACAGUGGAUUUCAAUUUCAGCUUCAAAUCCCGAGAAAUUCCCAAAAUCCAAUUAUUGGAGCGUAGGAAAGCCAGGAAUUCUUGCUUCCUGUGCAGCAAAAUCUUCAGGAGAGAGAGAAUUCAGCUCUCCUUCAGGAAUUUCGGUAGGUUUCGGUGUUUCAGCACUGACAACAAUGCCGGUGAUGAUAAAAAUGGUAACACUGCGACUUCAAACGACAACAAUGGUGUAAAAAAGACGACGACGACGACGACGGCGACUUCCACGGCACCAACUGAAGAGGAAGAAGAGACGCUGAAAAAUGAGUUUGAGUCGGAGAAGACCACGCCUGCUUCGGUUUCUUCAAGGCCGUCAACUACGCCGUCGUUUGGACCAGCUUACAGCAAUUUCCAAGUUGACUCUUUUAAGCUUAUGGAACUUCUUGGACCUGAAAAGGUUGAUCCUGCCGACGUAAAGUUGAUUAAGGACAAGCUUUUUGGGUAUUCUACGUUCUGGGUGACCAAAGAAGAGCCUUUUGGAGACCUUGGUGAAGGGGUUCUUUUUCUUGGGAACUUAAGGGGAAAGAGAGAGGAUGUGUUUACUAAACUCCAGAGUCAGCUGGUUGAGGUAACUGGUGACAAGUACAACCUUUUUAUGGUUGAGGAACCCAAUUCAGAAGGACCAGACCCACGUGGUGGUCCACGUGUCAGCUUUGGCUUAUUGCGGAAAGAGGUCUCAGAACCAGGGCCAACAACACUUUGGCAAUAUGUAAUUGCUCUUUUGUUAUUCCUUCUUACAAUAGGUUCCUCUGUGGAACUAGGAAUUGCAUCUCAGAUUAAUAGACUUCCACCUGAGGUGGUGAAAUACUUCACAGAUCCAAAUGCGAUUGAGCCACCAGAUAUGGAGCUGUUAUUCCCUUUUGUUGAUUCCGCUUUACCGCUAGCUUAUGGUGUCUUGGGGGUUUUGCUAUUCCAUGAAGUUGGGCACUUUCUGGCCGCAUUUCCCAAAAAAGUGAAACUCAGCAUUCCUUAUUUCAUUCCUAAUAUCACUCUUGGAAGCUUUGGUGCUAUCACACAGUUCAAAUCUAUUCUUCCUGAUCGGAGUACACAAGUAGACAUAUCACUCGCGGGCCCAUUUGCUGGUGCUGCACUGUCUUUUUCAAUGUUUGCUGUAGGCCUGCUGCUUUCAUCUAAUCCUGAUGCCGCUGGAGACCUGGUGCAGGUUCCAAGCAUGCUGUUUCAAGGUUCUAUACUUCUUGGACUCAUCAGUAGAGCGACCCUUGGUUAUGCAGCCAUGCAUGCAGGGACUGUUGCGAUCCAUCCUCUUGUGAUUGCUGGCUGGUGUGGCUUAACAACCACUGCUUUUAAUAUGCUUCCAGUGGGUUGUCUUGAUGGUGGAAGAGCUGUGCAGGGUGCUUUUGGAAAAGGUGCAUUGAUUGGAUUUGGUUUGACAACUUACACGCUGCUCGGAUUGGGAGUGCUCGGUGGACCUUUAUCGCUUCCAUGGGGACUGUAUGUGCUCAUCUGUCAGAGGACACCCGAGAAACCUUGCUUGAAUGAUGUCACAGAGGUUGGGACAUGGAGGAAAACUUUUGUUGCAGUGGCUAUUUUCCUUGUUGUGCUGACACUUCUUCCGGUAUGGGAUGAGCUUGCAGAGGAGCUAGGUAUAGGUCUUGUAACCACUUUCUGAUGUGUAAAAUGUAGAUCAUACCAAACUCAAUUUUGACACUAAUUUAAUCCGAUGGUAAAUUGAUAGUCAAAGUGAGCAAUCUUCAAUACGCAUUCAACCUUGUAAUUAUCAUUCUUAUUCUAAUUUCUUCAAUAAAAUUGGU